AGUACCGUUACGCAAUCACGCUUUACUCGUAUGUUUGUUUCGCGAGGGUUUCGGAUACGGAACGAAAGUCAUUUUGAUUGUGUUUCGAUCUUUUAAAUACUGUUGAAUCUUCUAAAACUAAACAUUUAGAACUUUACCCAAUCUUUGAACUAGUUUUUGAAAAUGAAAAGAGUCAAAGAAAGCGGUGCGGAAUUCCGCAAAAAAAAAAAAAAAAGGCUAAGAAAGAAGCAGAUGCGAAGAAGUCUCAAGGUGCAUUACUGAAAUAUUUUAGUUCCAGUUCUGGUUCGAAAGCCACGUUAACGUCUUCGGUGGCAUCCUGCAGCAGCGGAAGUGAUUCCAGUGUACAAGAAGAAGACGUACCUGCCGUCGCAGUUGGAAGUAGUUCUGGUCCCACCACAGAGCAGGGUCAAGACCAAGUCGACUCAUCAAAAGUACCUCAAGCAUCUAGUCAUAAGCCUGCAGAAAAAGUGAAUGUUGCCAAAGAAGACAUAAUUGAAAUCGUGCCUUCUGCUCCUGCCGAAAUCAAAGAUGUGAAUCUCGACGAUGUAGGUUGCUGGCCUUCUCCUAUGACCGACGAAGUAAGAACGCUUCUAGUACGUCGCGGAUCUGACUCAGUACAGCACAUCGAUUCCAAAUUUGCCGAUGUUGUUCGCUCAGGGACUUCAACGAAAGGCGGUACCCGAAAACUAACCAAAGAGUGGUUCUACAAACCAUUAUCUAACGGUGAAAAGGUUCUCCGAACAUGGAUGGUGUACUCGCCUUUGAAGCAAUCCUUGUAUUGUUUUUCUUGCAAGCUGUUUGGCAAUUCCGGCUCUAACUUCGCAUCUGAAGAAGGAUUCAACAAAUGGUGGAAGCUAAAUCCAAGAAUAGGAGACCAUGAAAAUAGCCUGGGCCAUGAACAGAGCUUCUUGAAAUGGAAGGAGUUGGAAGUUCACCUGAACUGUAAAGCAACCAUCGAUCAGAAACAACAAGAAGUUUUCGAAAGUGAGGAGAAGAAGUGGAGGGAUGUACUGUACAGGUUGCUGAAUAUUAUCCAGUUCUUAGCCAAACAGAAUCUGGCCUUCAGAGGACAUCGAGAAGACAUUCUAGGAGAUGAUAGUGGCAAUCGCGGGAACUUUCUGGAGUUAGUGCACCUCCUAGCUAAAUACGACCCUCUUCUAAUGGAACACCUGACAAAGAUAAAGCUGGGAGCAAGAGUCUCAGUUUCGUAUCUAUCUCCAGAAACCCAGAAUGAAUUUAUAAACUUACUGGGACAGCAAGUUCGAUCCACCAUCAUCCGUCGUAUUCAAGAAGCUAAAUAUUAUUACGUAAUCUUCGACAGUACACCAGACAUCUCCCACAAUGACCAAAUGAGCCAAGUUCUGCGAUACAUACAUAUCGAAGGAGAAAAAGUCGCCGUGGUAGAAUCUUUCAUUGACUUCUUCGAACCAAAAGGAAAAAAUGCAGAAGAUCUCAGCAACGAUAUAAUCGCGAAGAUAACAUCAGACGGACUGGACAUACAGAAUCUGAGAGGACAGGCUUAUGACAAUGCUGACACAAUUUCAGGGAUCCACAAUGGAGUUCAAGCCCGGAUUAAAGCACUGAAUCCGAAAGCUAUAUUCGUUGCAUGCACAAACCACUCACUAAAAUUGGCUGGGGUACACGCUGCUUCUGAAUCAGUGGAUUCCGUGACGUUUUUUGGACCUCUGGAGAAGCUGUUUGCCUUCUUUUCCGCAUCAACUGUUCGAUGGAACGCUUUGGUUGCCGUCACAGGUCAAGCAGUAAAACGAGUCACUGAAACGCGCUGGAGCGCUAGACAUGUAGCUGUCAAGAUGCUUAAAAAUAAGUUUGAGGUAGUUCUUGAGGUACUGGAACAAUUAACAGAUUCAUCUCAAACUUCCGAAACAAGAUCGGGAGCCAUUCUUCUCCUGACAGCCAUGCAGUAAUUUAACUUCCUAACUUUUCUUGGCUUUUGGGCUGCAGUGCUACCUGAAGUAGAUGACGCACAGAUUUACCUGCAGCAACGAGGACUAAGUGUGGAUAAGUGUGCUCAGAAACUCUGCGCUUUGAAAACCUUCUUAGUGGAAAGUAGAGACCGUUUCGUGCAAGAAGCAAUUGACUUUGCUAAGACUCUCUGCGAAAAACUCGGAAUCGAACUCAAAA
Molecule: messenger RNA, 2142 nt
Organism: Bacillus rossius redtenbacheri
Lineage: Eukaryota; Metazoa; Arthropoda; Insecta; Phasmatodea; Bacillidae
Product: zinc finger MYM-type protein 1-like
Exons: 2
Coding region: 567-1925 (452 amino acids)
Source: RefSeq, a predicted model, not a curated record